CGCCAGGGCCAGUGGGCGCGUCGUGGGCCUGGGGACGCGGCGUGGCAGCCCGCUCCUGCGCCUCGCCAUUGGUGACCCUGGGGGCAGGGUAGAGCCGCCCCUAUGAGGGCGACAGGAAGAAGCGUGGUCGCUGGUGGCGAGGGGUGGAGGCAGCGGCGGUAGCAGGCGCCGGGCGGGAGGUGCCGGCUGGUUGGGGGCCGUGAGUUCCCGGGCUGGGGCUGCUCGGGGCUGGGCGACGCUCCCUCCCUCCCCAUGGAGCCCGAGGCGCUGCGCCGCCGGCUGGCCGCAGCCGGGCAGAGCCACCUGCUGCGCUUCUGGGCCGAACUGGGCGGCGCGGAGCGGCGGGCGCUGCGCGAGGAGCUGGAGGGUCUGGACUGGGAGGCGCUGGGCUCCUGCUUCCGUCGGGCCGUAGAGGGCGCGGGCGCGGGCGCGGCCGGCCGCGACAAGGUGGACGGGCGGAUGGAGGCCCUGCCGCGGGCCGUGCUGGGCAGCGCCACCCGCGACGUGGGCCGGCUCCCCGAGUGGGAGCGCGAAGGUCUCCAUCAGAUUUCUCAGAGCAAAGUAGCUGUCCUCCUCUUAGCUGGUGGACAAGGGACAAGACUGGGUGUUUCUUAUCCCAAGGGAAUGUACGACGUGGGGUUGCCAUCCCACAAAACACUCUUCCAAAUCCAAGCAGAGCGCAUCCUGAAACUGCAGCAGCUGGCUGAAAAACAUCAUGGCACUAAGUGUGUCAUUCCAUGGUACAUCAUGACAAGUGGCAGAACAAUGGAAUCUACAAAGGAGUUCUUCUUGAAGCACAAUUACUUUGGUUUAAAGCAGGAAAAUGUGAUCUUUUUCCAGCAAGGGAUGCUGCCUGCCAUGGGGUUUGAUGGCAAGAUUCUUCUAGAAGAGAAGAGCAAAGUUUCCAUGGCGCCAGAUGGCAAUGGGGGGCUGUACCGAGCCCUUGGCGCCCAUGGCAUCGUGGAGGACAUGGAGCAGCGAGGCAUCUGGAGCAUCCAUAUGUACUGCGUUGACAACAUCUUAGUGAAGGUGGCUGACCCCAGGUUCAUUGGGUUCUGCAUACAGAAGGGAGCUGAGUGUGGUGCAAAGGUGGUUGAGAAGACAAACCCCAUGGAGCCAGUGGGCGUGGUAUGCAGAGUGGAUGGCAUGUACCAGGUGGUGGAAUAUAGCGAGAUCUCCCUGGCCACAGCACAGAAACGUAGCUCCGAUGGCCGGCUGCUGUUCAACGCAGGCAACAUUGCCAAUCAUUACCUCACAGUGUCCUUUCUGAGAGAUGUUGUCAACAUUUAUGAACCUCAGUUGAAGCACCAUGUGGCCCAGAAGAAGAUUCCGUACGUGGACAUCACCACUGGGCAGUUGGUCAAGCCAGACAAACCGAAUGGCAUCAAGAUGGAGAAGUUCGUCUUUGACAUCUUCCAGUUUGCCAAGCAGUUUAUCGUGUACGAAGUGCUGCGUGAAGACGAGUUUUCUCCUCUGAAGAAUGCAGAUAGUCAGAAUGGGAAAGACAACCCCACCACUGCCCGACAUGCCCUCAUGUCACUGCAUCAUUGCUGGGUCCUCAAUGCUGGGGGCCACUUCGUGGAUGAAAAUGGCACCCGUAUCCCUGCGAUUCCCCGCUUCACAAGUGGAAAGCCAGAUGCCAUCACAGCAGAUGUCAAUUGCAAUUUGAAGGACGCUAACGACUUGCCCAUUCAGUGUGAAAUUUCUCCUCUCAUCUCCUAUGGUGGAGAAGGUCUGGAAAAGUAUGUGGAAAACAAAGAAUUUCAUGCCCCGUUGAUCAUUGAUGAGAAUGGGAUCUAUGAGCGGGUGAAGAACAGUGUUUAGACUCUUCUGCAGGAAGCCAGCGGACCCAGCAUAGUUUGACUGUGUCAGACUGUGAAUCCAAACAAAUGAAGGUUGUAGCUGUAAAUGGUAGGGGCUGGUCUUUGUCCUCUGAAUUCACUGGCUUGUGGCACAUUGUUUGUUUUUUUAAAUUAAAAUAGAGACCAUCUAAUCAGUCCCCUGAAGCUAAGUACAGAUGUAGUAUUGCUCUCCACACUUUAAACAUGGGCAUUUUUUUAAAUGUGUAUCAAACAAAAACAAUUGUACAUGUUGAAGGGUUUUUAAUGGUACGAGGAGAGGUUCAUAAUUUUUCCUCAAAUAUACAUUACUAUCUUUAAAAACAAAUAGGAUCAAUGUCACAGUCCACAUUCUGCCUUUUUAGGGUCAUUUUGUUAGCUAGUACAUCUGUUUUGGCUUUGUGUUCACCAAACUACAUUAAUAUCAUGCACAUAAAACCUAGUAACAUACAUUAUAUAUCUGGGUGUUGGGAAGUUAUGUUAAUGGAUUGUAUUAUGCUCUUCCCACAGUUCUGUUCACCUGUGUCAAGUAUCCCACAACACUGCAAAGCUGAAGUCAGCUUUGGCAUUAGAAAAUAAGAAACCUGUCAAAGCAAAGCUGCAUAAAUACCUUGUACCAAGUGCAGUUAGGGGAGUACUUUCCUGGCUCAUCAACACUUGCAAUGUAAUAUUCAGAACAAGAUAUCUAAAAGUAUAGGGAGGUACCAAGGACAAAGCUGGCACAAACUAGGUUAAAUUUAAACUUUAACUGGAUGUGCAUGGGUCAUUUAGCUUGUAACAUUCACACUAUAAACAGUGGGUUUGAGGGCAUAUCUUUGAAGCACACCUUCUGUGGAAGGUGAACAUGCUGAAAGAUAAGAAUUGCUUCCCAGAAGGAGGGUAUGUAUAUUUCCGUAUUGGACUGUUUUGUCUUUAAAAUUUGGCUAGGCUUGUUCAGUUGGUCCCUUGAACAUUCUUAGGCCUGGUUUACUCAAGAAGACUAGGUUGGUUUAACUGUCAGUUGGGGGUGGAAAAUCCACCCCCUUAGGUGGUGGUGUUAAAUUGAUCUGUCACCCUAGCUACUGCCUCUCUGGGAGGUGGAUUAUCUAUGCUGAUGGGAGAAUCCUGCCCGUUGGCGUAGACAGUGUCUGGACUGAAGCAUUACAGUGCAGUUGUGUUAAGUGCACACAAGCCCUUAAUAAUGAGCCAUAAGUGUAGUCAAAUCAAUUGGUUAUACCAUUAAUCAAUCAAUUAGUCAAACCCAUUUGUCCUGAGGUCAUGAGCUAGCCGGUUGGAUUUGGAGUAUCAGUCGCAGAUUGGACUUUGGGGGCCCUUGCUAAGUCAGGGAAAACUUGUGUUACUUUGGCAAAUAACUGGUUAACAGAUUAUGGAAAGCAAAAACUGCCUUCUGGGCAUAAAGCCAUAUUUUUAAGAAUAUUUAAAGAUUAAGUAAAAUGUUUUCUGUGCAAAAUACCCAGAUAAAGCAAAGACUAAAGUGGCCACUACUUGCAACAGAACACUUUUGUGCUAAAAAAUGCCAGGUAAACAUAUAAAAAUAACAUAGCAAAUGAAAGGUAGAAACAGGACAUUUUAAAGCAUGUUGUCAUACAGUACACAAGACCAUAGCAGUGAUUUGGUCACGUUAAAGGCAAUCC
Dermochelys coriacea (leatherback sea turtle) is the source of this 3472-nucleotide messenger RNA. It is a transcript of the gene UAP1, whose product is annotated as UDP-N-acetylglucosamine pyrophosphorylase 1. Bases 253 to 1824 code for a protein of 523 amino acids. Gene Ontology annotation, molecular function: UDP-N-acetylglucosamine diphosphorylase activity. The record is from RefSeq and is a predicted model, not a curated record. NCBI's taxonomy places the organism in Eukaryota, Metazoa, Chordata, Testudines, Dermochelyidae. Gene Ontology annotation, biological process: UDP-N-acetylglucosamine biosynthetic process. The transcript has 10 exons.